CCACGCUGCCGGCGGAAGUGGAGCCCUUCUUGAGGGCGCAGGACAACCCCAGGCUGACGAGAAAGCCAGACUGUAGGGGCGGGGCCAGGCCAGGGAUGGGAACGCGGGCGAGCUGUGGGGAGCUGCACACGGACUCGCGAAGCAUCGGGGACACGGCGCAGCGGCGGCGAGGACAGCAGGGGGCCCGCAGCCCAGCGGCCGGCGCAGAGAGUACCAUGGCAGAGCAGGUGGCUCUGAGCCGGACCCAAGUGUGCGGGAUCCUGCGGGAAGAGCUGUACCAGGGCGAUGCCUUCCAUCAGUCGGAUACACAUAUCUUUAUCAUCAUGGGAGCAUCGGGCGACUUGGCCAAGAAGAAGAUCUACCCCACCCUGUGGUGGCUGUUCCGAGAUGGCCUUUUGCCCGAAGACACAUACAUCGUGGGCUACGCCCGCUCGCGCCUCUCCGUGGCUGACAUCCGCAGGCAGAGCGAGCCGUUCUUCAAAGCCACCCCCGAGGAAAAGCCCAGGCUGGAGGAGUUCUUCGCCCGCAACUCCUACGUGGCUGGCCAGUACGACGAUGCGGCCUCCUACGCGCGCCUCGACAGCCACAUGAACGCCCUCCACCAGGGGCCCCAGGCCAACCGCCUCUUCUACCUGGCCUUGCCGCCCACCGUCUACGAGGCCGUCACCAAGAACAUCCGCGAGACCUGCAUGAGCCGCGCAGGCUGGAACCGCGUCAUCGUGGAGAAGCCCUUCGGGAGGGACCUGCAGAGCUCCGACCAGCUGUCCAACCACAUCUCCUCCCUGUUCCGCGAGGACCAGAUCUACCGCAUCGACCACUACCUGGGCAAGGAGAUGGUCCAGAACCUCAUGGUGCUGAGGUUUGCCAACAGGAUCUUCGGGCCCAUCUGGAACCGAGACAACAUCGCCUGCGUCAUCCUCACCUUCAAGGAGCCCUUUGGCACCGAGGGCCGCGGGGGCUACUUCGAUGAAUUCGGGAUCAUCCGGGACGUGAUGCAGAAUCACCUCCUGCAGAUGCUGUGUCUGGUGGCCAUGGAGAAGCCCGCCUCCACCGACUCGGACGACGUCCGCGAUGAGAAGGUCAAGGUGUUGAAGUGCAUCUCAGAGGUGCAGGCGAGCAACGUGGUCCUGGGCCAGUACGUGGGGAACCCCAACGGAGAGGGCGAGGCCACCAGAGGGUACCUGGACGACCCCACGGUGCCCUGCGGGUCCACCACCGCCACCUUUGCGGCUGUCGUCCUCUACGUGGAGAACGAGCGAUGGGACGGGGUGCCCUUCAUCCUGCGCUGCGGCAAAGCCCUGAACGAGCGCAAGGCCGAGGUGCGCCUGCAGUUCCGCGACGUGGCCGGGGACAUCUUCCAGCAGCAGUGCAAGCGCAACGAGCUGGUGAUCCGCGUGCAGCCCGACGAGGCCGUGUACACCAAGAUGAUGACGAAGAAGCCCGGCAUGUUCUUCAGCCCCGAGGAGUCCGAGCUGGACCUGACCUACGGCAACAGAUACAAGAACGUGAAGCUCCCCGACGCCUACGAGCGCCUCAUCCUGGACGUCUUCUGCGGGAGCCAGAUGCACUUCGUGCGCAGCGACGAGCUCCGGGAGGCCUGGCGCAUCUUCACGCCGCUGCUGCACAAGAUCGAACGCGAGAAACUCCAGCCCAUUCCCUAUGUUUACGGCAGCCGCGGGCCCCCGGAGGCGGACGAGCUGAUGAAAAGAGUGGGGUUCCAGUACGAGGGCACCUACAAGUGGGUGAACCCCCACAAGCUCUGAGCCUGCGCCCCCCCCCCCCCCCGCCGCCCCCCGGUGCUGUCCCCGCCCAGCCCCGCCCCAAGGGGACCAUAGACGUCAGCCUCACAUUCCUGCCCCCGCGCGCGGGCCGCCCCGCCCGCCCUGGGCCCAGUACAUUCCUCAGCCAGGGAGACUCCAGACACCGCGGCCUCGGCCGUGGCCGUGCCCGCCUUUUCCACCCCGGCUCCUGGGGCGGACUGGAGCUGGGGGAGCCCCCGGAACUCGGGGGAAGGGGACAGGCGUGUGCGAACCAGCCGCGGUGCCACUCCACAUUCCCACGGCUCCCCGCAUCUGCACUCCUCGGCCCAUCCGCGCCCCUCAGAAGCAGAAGCGGUGGCGGGGGGGGGGGGGGGGGCCACCUCCGUCCCUGCCAUUAAAUCCACGAGAGACGCAA
Phacochoerus africanus (Common warthog) is the source of this 2175-nucleotide messenger RNA. RefSeq names its product glucose-6-phosphate dehydrogenase (gene G6PD). The record is from RefSeq and is a predicted model, not a curated record. The transcript is spliced from 13 exons. Gene Ontology annotation, molecular function: glucose-6-phosphate dehydrogenase activity; NADP binding. Bases 96 to 1763 code for a protein of 555 amino acids. NCBI's taxonomy places the organism in Eukaryota, Metazoa, Chordata, Mammalia, Artiodactyla, Suidae. Gene Ontology annotation, biological process: pentose-phosphate shunt, oxidative branch; glucose metabolic process. Gene Ontology annotation, cellular component: cytosol.